Molecule: messenger RNA, 1266 nt
Organism: Aspergillus puulaauensis
Lineage: Eukaryota; Fungi; Ascomycota; Eurotiomycetes; Eurotiales; Aspergillaceae
Product: CTP synthase ura7
Exons: 2
Coding region: 1-1266 (421 amino acids)
Biological process (GO): CTP biosynthetic process; pyrimidine nucleobase biosynthetic process
Cellular component (GO): cytoophidium; cytoplasm
Molecular function (GO): identical protein binding; CTP synthase activity
Source: RefSeq, a predicted model, not a curated record
AUGAGCCAGCUUCAACGACGCGUCGGAAAGGCAAACUUCCUCCAGAUCCAUGUCAGUUACGUGCCUCUGAUUGGCUCGGAGCAAAAGACCAAGCCUACCCAACGCGCCAUCAGCGAUGUUCGCAGCGGUGGCCUCAGACCCGAUCUGAUCGCGUGCCGUUGUGAAACCCCACUGGAGGAAUCGACGACCCGCAAGAUCGCCAAUACCUGCCAAGUGGAACGGGACCAGGUAGUUGGCGUGCACAACGUGUCGACAACUUACCAGGUGCCCAUCCUCCUGGAAACACAAGGAUUUUUGAACACGCUCAAGGAUCUCCUUGAGAUCAACACCAUUCACAUUGACGGCAAAUACAUGGAGCAGGGCAAGAUCAUGUGGCAGAAAUGGCACGGUCUCGCCAUGAGCCAAGACCACGUAUUUGACACAGUCUCAAUUGUGUUGGUUGGUAAGUAUACGAGUCUACACGACUCGUAUCUGAGUGUAACAAAGGCACUGGAGCACGCCUCCAUGCAUUGCCAGAAGAAACUCAAUCUGGUCUGGGUAGAGUCAUCCCACCUGGAGGAGGACCACCAGCAAGAAAACCCCGCCGAAUACUACAAGGCUUGGCACGCUGUUUCCACAGCGGACGGCAUUCUCAUCCCAGGUGGUUUCGGUCAGCGCGGUACCGAGGGCAUGAUCAAGUGUGCCGAAUGGGCCCGUACAAAGAACGUCCCCUUCCUUGGCAUUUGCCUUGGGUUGCAGGUAGCUGUGAUCGAAUACGCUCGCAACAUCUGCAAUAUGAAACAAGCGGACAGCGCAGAGUUCAAUGAAGAAUCUGAGCAGCCUGCCAUCGUCUACAUGCCGGAAAUUGACAAAUCCAAGAUGGGGGGUACAAUGCGGCUGGGUAAGCGGCCGACGCUGUUCCAAGAUGGUACAGAGUGGUCCAAGUUCCGCAAGCUGUACGGCAACAAGCAAGAGAUCUGGGAGCGCCAUCGUCACCGCUACGAGGUGAACCCGGAUCUGGUGGAUCAACUGGAGAGCGCCGGUCUCUCGUUCAUUGGAAAAGACGAGAGCGGCAAGCGAAUGGAAGUGAUCGAGCUCAAGGACCACCGAUGGUAUGUCGGUGUUCAAUUCCACCCGGAAUACCUGAGCCGUGUUAUUACGCCCAGCAAGAGCUUCCUCGGAUUCUUCGCGGCGGCUGCGGGAUGUCUUGAUGAGAUCACCGAGACCUUCCAGGGAGCCCACGACCUCAGCCAUCUGGAGGUCCGACCCAAAGUGAAUUCGGUUUAG